Trichomycterus rosablanca is the source of this 5577-nucleotide messenger RNA. It is a transcript of the gene emilin1b, whose product is annotated as elastin microfibril interfacer 1b. Lineage: Eukaryota; Metazoa; Chordata; Actinopteri; Siluriformes; Trichomycteridae. Bases 411 to 3632 code for a protein of 1073 amino acids. Gene Ontology annotation, molecular function: protein binding. The transcript is spliced from 8 exons. The record is from RefSeq and is a predicted model, not a curated record.
CCAGUUAAAGUGAGUCACUGGGAGCAGUGGGAGGGCUCAGGAGUUUGGAGGAGGGAGGAGAGAGAGAGAGAGAGAGAGAGAGUCACAUCCACUCCGCUCUCUUGUGCAACACAGGAAACUUCUCCAAAUCACUCCGGACCUUUUCGAACUCGGAUUAAAUCCUAAAACAAUCGGAUGAAUCUGCUGGUGAAGGGAUGAUCGGGUGAUCUACUCAGGAUUUAGUGAUCUACUCAGACAGAGGAGGGAUCAGAGUGGAUCAUGGAGCGACUCUGUGCGCGUUUCUCUGCGCGCUGGUGUUUGGAUGUUUGAGCGCAGGACCUGGUCGGAUUUUGGGGCUGCUGGGUUGGGUGUGUAGCGUGUGUGUGUGUGUGUGUGUGUGUGUGUGUGUGUGUGUAUAGGAUCUGUACAGGAUGGCAGCGCUCCUCGUGUUGCUGUGUGUGACUGUGAGUGUGUGUGGAAGUGUGUGUGGAACCGCGUGGACCGGACAGCAGCGCUACAGCCUUUACGCAGGGAGUAGGGAGCAUGGGGACGCCGACCGACCCGCCAGCAGACACAGGAACUGGUGUGCGUACGUGGUGACCAAGACGGUGAGCUGUGUGGUGGAGGACGGAGUGGAGACCUACGUGAAGCCCGAAUAUCAGCCGUGUUCCUGGGGAGUACAAUGCGCCCGCGUCCUAAUGUAUCGGACGUACAUGCGGCCCAAGUACAGGGUGGCAUACAAAAUGGUAACGGAGAUGGAGUGGCGGUGUUGCCAUGGUUACAGCGGAGAGGACUGUAACGAAGGAGGGACCACCACCACUCAGAUUUCUACAGUCAGACCCCGGCCCAAACCCUCCAACCCAGGACACACGGGACAGGGACAGAACGGAGGGAGUGGGAGAGUCGACAGUGACAAGACCAAACAGCUGGAGGACAAAAUCCAGCGUCUGACCAAAGAACUUCAGGACGUUCAGAAAACCAUCAAUGGAAUGAACGACCGAUUUCAGAAGGAGGUGAUAAAGCCUGGAGUGAGCGGCGAAGGGACGCCGGCUGACGCUGCUCAGCCCGAAAUGAAGGAGACCAUCCACAGCAUCCAGACCAAACUGGACCAGCUGGACAACCGGACCCAGGCUCACGACAGAACCCUGGAUAACAUCAACAACCACCUGGUGAACGGGCGAGGAGGAAACGAUCUGGACAGCGACGUCGGCAGGAAGAUCCUGCAGGAGCUGGAGCGGCGGGUUUUACUCUCCUGCGCGGCCUGCAAGGACGGAGUGGAAGACCUGAGGAGGCAGCAGCAGAGGGACCGAGAGAGGAUCUCAGCCCUGGAGAAGAAGAUCAACGAGAUGGAACAGCGAAACCGCCUGGUCGUGGACGGCUUGCGUCGGGAUUUGAGUCGGACGCAGACCUGCUGUGAUAAGGUCAAAGAACUCGAGACGAGGAUCAGCGACGUGGACAAGAGGGUCACUUCAACGUCUGAGACGUGCACCAGCAUUGAGGAUCGCCUGGACAAGGUCAUCCAAGGAACCGGAGGUGUUGGGAACACGGAAGGAUUUGGAGGCGUGGGAGAAACCGGAGGAGCAGAAGGAGGAUCAGGGAUACCAGGAAACACCUUAAAUAGGUAUCUGGAGGACCUUGAGAGACGCCUCAACAGCACUGUGGAGAGAGCAGAAGAAAACUGUUCUUAUAUGAAAAACAAUUUGAAGGAUUUGGUCCAAACCGGGUUGACAGACCUUCAGAAAGAGGUCGCUACCCGCGACAACGAUCAAGGUGACAGACUUAGCGCUGUUGAGUACGACAUCGGGAAGGUAAAGGAAAGCGUAUUUGAUCUCGACAAGCGAUUGACUCGACUGGAGAACGUCACAUCUUUUAUGGACAGGAAGAUAAACGAAUGCUCAUUGUGUUCAGGAUCUAGAAGACCCUCAGGAGAAGGUGGCAUCAGACCCACUGCUGGUCCUGACACUGGAACGGGUAAAGAUACCGAAAAGUCCUUGGAGUGGAGAGUCAUCGCAAACGAGGAUGAGAUUAGAAGGUUUGACACAAGGCUCAAAGUUCUCUCAGUGUCUGGAGACUCCAUACUGGAUAAAGUGAUCACCAUCAGCCAAGAUGUGGACAAGAUCAAAGUGGUUACUGGUGAGGACGGAGAACAUAUCACACGCAUUUUUACAGAGGUUGAGAACUGUCAAACUGACUUUUGUAGGACAGUCCAGGAUGAUCUGAGAAAGCUCAAGAACCUCACCAAUCAUGCAAUGGACAAGUGUCAGGCAGACAUAAACUCCCUAAAGGUCAAAGUCAACUCAGGCUGCUCAGACGUCUGCAUCAUCCUUCAGGAGGAGGUGGGUAAACUGAAAGAAGACGUGCAAAAGUGCAAGAUUGGUCUGGAGACCCCAACAGGACCUGGGGCUGGGACUGGACCCAGAGACCUGGAUGAACCUGAGAAGUCUCUUGACGGCCACAGCGUAGUUAGCAGCAAUAACGCCAACCUCAGGUCCAUUCAAGGUGAGCUAUCUCGUGUGAUUUUGACCUUCAGCUCCAUCAACGACACCCUCAAAGGUUUGGAGCACAGCGUCCAGAAACACGACAGCGUCAUCACAGACCUGGGCAACACCAAGGACAAGAUCAUCUCUGAAAUCGACAAAAUCCAGCAGGAAGUGACCGAGCACAUCGAGGACAGCAGGGUGCGCUUCGACAACAUCAACCAAGACAUCAAACGAUUCGGAAGUAACCUUGUGGUGGAGAUGGGCGACUGCAAGAGAACAGGCGACGGUCUUGACAAGAGGAUCGCCAAACUGGAAGGCGUCUGCGGUCGUCUGGAUUCCGUGUCUGAAAACCUCCAGAAGAUCAAAGAUGGACUUAACAAACACGUGUCCGGUCUUUGGAACUGUGUAAGUGGGCUGAACAACACGGUGAUCCACCACAGCAGCUUCAUCGACACCAUGGAGAGCACACAUCUGGACGGCAUUCACGGCAAGAUCAAGCAGCUUAAUUCCUCCAUGCAGCAUCUUCUUAAGGAGUUCAGCAGCGUUACGGAGCAGGACUUCACAGGUCUGCCGGGACCACCAGGUCCUCUGGGUCCCAAGGGAGAUAGAGGAGAGCAGGGAUAUACAGGACUACCAGGACUUCCUGGACCACAAGGACCACCAGGAGCAGAGGGACACAAAGGUCCUCCAGGUCUCAGAGGAGAACAAGGUCUGUCGGGGCUGGAUGUUCACGUUCAUCAGGUCUCCUUCUCAGCUGCACUCACUAAACCCAUAACUUCACCCGGGACCAUAGUGUUCGAUAAGAUCUUCGUAAAUAAAGGAGAUUACUACAAUCCAAGCACAGGGAUCUUCACGGCUCCUCUGAGUGGACACUACUUCUUCAGUGCCGUUCUGACCGGACAUAAAAACGAGAAGAUCGAGGCGGUCCUGUCUAAGUCCAACUACGGCAUGGCACGGGUCGACUCGGCCGGCUACAAGCCCGAAGGUCUGGAGAACAAGCCUGUGGCGGAGACCAAACCCACCCCAGGGUCUCUGGCGGUGUUCAACAUCAUCCUGCCGCUGCUGAUGGACGACACGGUGUGCGUGGACCUGGUGAUGGGUAAACUCGCCCAUUCUGUAGAACCUCUCACCAUCUUCAGUGGAGCGCUGCUUUAUGAGGACUACACAACCUGAACACAGACGCGCGUGGAGACGCUCAUGGACGUUUCUCUGCAUGGUUGAGAACUCCUACAUGUGGAGGUGAAGCUGAAACUGAGGAACAUUGUGCUCGUGAUUAUUACAGUAUUUACUCUUUUCCUUCCAGAGAUGUGUUUUUACACAAACUACUGCGUUUUUAUUCUUUUAUUAUUGUGGUAAACGUUUCAUGUGAAACACACGCGUGUGGAACCGUUUCUCAUGCUUGAGUUGAAGUUCCAGUAUAAAAGUAGAAGAUUUCCUUCUGAUGUGCUGAUAUAUUGCAACAUUCAACAUUACAAUAACAAUAAUAAUGGUAUCAGCUUCGUGAUAUUAUGACAUCACAAUAUUUUCAGCUUGGUCUACGAUGGUGUGAAAAGGUAACCGUCCCCAGAACUGCUUUCUUUUUUUAUAGCAGCGUUCCUGCAGGAACUUUACAGUGAUCGAUUGAUUGAUUGAUUGAUUGAUUAGUGACAUUUAUAAUCUACAGAGCUGUUGAAAUAAAAUUUGGCAUGAACAAGGACACAACCACUUAUUUACACCUCUGUACACAAGAGAAGUGACCGUAUCUUUGUGGACGCUAUUCCACGACAAUGAUAUUGUGAUAUAUUAUGUACAUGAUUAUCAGCCUUGCCUCGUUCUUACCUGCCAAAGUGUUACUGUGUGUGUUUGUGUGUUUAAAAGAAUUAUUUUAUGAAUAUUCUUCUUGUGAAUCCUCUGAAUGUUUUACUGCCCUCCUGUUUGAACAUGAUGCUAAGAUAUUUAUGCACGGACAGAAUUAAUCACAUUUAAAGCUAUCUCAGCGGUCGUGGGCAUGGGCAUCGAUCGCUGCGCCACCCGAGCCAGAGACAGUCAGAUGUGGCAGCUCAUUUAAGCGUUUACAGACGAUAUGCAUAUGUAAGAGCUGAUCUAAUAAUGAGUAUUUCCUCUCAACAUGGAUCGACCUCAGGUUCCUAAAAUGAGCAUUAGCAUUAGCAAUAGUGUUAAGAACUUUGGAUCAUCCAUCAGAGCAUGUGAAUUAGCUUUUAAGUGCCAAUAAAUAACAUUAGCAUUAGCAGUGCACACAAAGAGACCAAAAGGAAACAAAAAGGACAUUUUACCAAAUAUCCACUUUUAUUUAAUCUGACUAGACAUUGAAUAUUAAAAAUGAGAUUUAUUAUGAAGCUAAUGCUAAUCUUUUGUCUCGUCAGUGGAGUGUUUAUGAGACGAUGCAUAGCAGAUACUUUACCUCACCAUACAUCAACUUUAAAGCUUCUAUCAAGAGAAUUAGCAUUAGAAUUACAAAUAAAGGCUGAUUUUAAUGACCUGAGCAAACCAAAGUGCAAGAAAUUAUAAAUACCACUGUGAAGUGCUUUCUGAAGAAUUAGCAUUAGCACUAGCAUUAAAAAUAAAGAGCGAUAGAAAGAUCUCUUGUGAAGGUUUUGUUUUAAAAAUAUUAAAAAAUUGGAUUUAUUUAUUUGAUUUGCAAAGCUAAUGCUAAUACCGUACAUCAAUAAUAGGCUGGUCUGGUCUGAUGGUUUUGGAUGCUGGUCAAAGUGUUUUACAGGAGAAAGUACAAGAUAUUUAAGUCUUUACAAAUACUGUUAGCAUUAGCAUUAGCAUUCUGUUGUGACCCAGUGCAGCUUUAAAAACAUCACAACAGCAGAAAGAGCCAAAGAAAUUCUACAUAACGUUUCUUACACAGAUAAACAGUGUAUAAAUGAUUUUAUUUCAUAUUCAACUGAACUUUUAAAUGACAGAUGAAUUUUAUUCCUUCUGGUGCAGCAGAAUUUCUUCGUCUUUAUGAACUAUGUAAGUUUUCUAUCACGCUGCUCUGAAGAUUUUCUAUUAUAGACUAAACUCUUUUUACUUUAUAAAUAAAAUAUGAUGAAUGAUGAGAUGUGAAUCUGUGAUUGUGAACGUGGAGGUUUGCAGCAUGUCUUUAAAAUAAAGAUAUUUAAUUUUA